AUCACGCCUUUAGCCGCAGUGCUCGUUUGGGUUUAACGCAAAGCAGGUGUGCGCAGGUUUUACGUCAACUGGACUGGAGUCAUGAUUUCGUGUUAUUUUGUUUCUUUUUUCUGAAUAAAAAACGUAACAAAUGAUAUUAUAUAAAAUUGGUUUAUAUUAGAACAAACGUUAAACGAGUUACUUAUCGAAUUUAUUCAGUAUAAUAAUACCAUAUAUCAUUUUUUGCGCAAUUCGAACGCGUUUAUUUUUUAUUUUCAUUCUUUAAAAACGUUAAACGCUUCUUUACCUGCCUUUCGUUAUUUUCUCCUUUAUAUUUUUCUGUUGUUGUUGUUUUUCUUUUUAACUAACGUGCCAUCUUGAAUUGUUCCCUCCAAAAAUAAAAAAAAGAAAUAAAUAGAAUCGUGGAUAACAUUAAUCGUUGUUCCAAUAUUUCCAAGGAAUACGUUGUAAAUCAAAAAACGAAAAUUAAUCCAAAGACAUCUCGGCUAUGUCCAGAUCCGCGCGCGAAGCGCGGACGCUCAUCUAAAAAGAAGAAAGUGCAAUUAUUUUUGCCUCGAGAAAAGAUACAAGCAAGCUGGUACAAAGGAAAGGACAAAUUUUCUAAGCUGACGACUACUGUGUCCUGAAAAAGCGAAUAUUUCUAAUACAACAGAAUAUACUAACCACAUUUAAGUAAACGAUCUUGAAACGAUUAUGAGUGAUUCAAAUGCCACGAAGAAGGACGAUCAGUCGAUAAUAGACUGUCAAAAGAUCCAAACUAGCCAAGAUGAGGAUAUACAAGUAUACGGAUUUCAAAGGAGUACAUUAAAAACGAUUGUAAUUUACAUUUCUUAUAUAUUAACUGUCGGUUUCGUAAGACUCCUUUUCCAUUGGUAUCCGCGAUUAUACUUGUAUGCAACACAUAGGAAAUGUCCUUUAAAGGAAGCCACCAAAUUGCUCGUGAUCGAUGACUAUCAAGGAAGAUAUAAAUCCUAUUUUGUGAAGAACGUUAAGACAAUAUCUACUGAAAAUUUGAGCGAUAAAUCAUUCAGCUCGAUUUUGGGAAGCAAUGAUAUCAAUUUGGUCGAAAGUGUCAAGAAUGAAAAACUUAAACUUCGUUUAGAAAAUGGUACAAAAUCAAAAGUAACAGAAUAUAGAGCAUUUUGGUGUAAAAAGCAGUGUUAUAUUUGGGACGUUACUAGGAAUGCAUUUUCUAAGCUCGUUGGUCUUGACAAAUAUACAUUGUGUUCGGACCUACACCUUGAUCGAGAUAAGGGACUUUCGAAAGAAGAACAAUUUCUAAGGCGAAUCAUCUAUGGAAACAAUGAAAUUGUUGUACCAGUACAAAGUAUUGGUAUAUUAUUGUUACUAGAAGUUUUAAAUCCAUUUUAUAUCUUUCAAGUAUUUACUCUGGCAGUAUGGUUUGCCGAAGAAUACCUUUAUUACACCAUGGCUAUAAUUUGCAUGUCCGUUUUUGGAAUUACAAGUUCUAUAUUACAAACACGUAAAAAUCAACUGAAUCUUAAAGGAACCGUGGCCUCUUUCGAAAAUGUUAAAAUAUAUCGAAGUUCUGGGGUAUUUGAAAGCGUUUCGAGUAACGAAUUAGUACCAGGUGAUAUUAUAGAAUUACCAAACCACCAUGGAACGGUUGUGUGCGAUGCGGUAUUACUAACUGGACAAUGUAUAAUAAAUGAAUCUAUGCUAACUGGUGAGUCUGUACCAGUUACAAAAACACCAUUGCCAUCGAAUCAAGUGCCAUACGAUUCAAAACAAUGCUCUCAUCAUACAUUAUACAGUGGAACUACUAUCAUUCAAACAAGAUGCUAUGGGAAUAAUCCAGUUCUUGCGAGAGUCAUCAGGACAGGUCUACAAACAAACAGAGGUUCAUUGGUCGCGGCUAUAUUGUAUCCGCCACCAGCGGACUUCAAAUUUGAUCAAGAUUCGUACAAAUUCAUUGGAAUACUAGCGUGUGUUGCAAUUUGUGGCUUUAUAUAUACAGUCGUUACCAAGGCAUCGAGAGGAAUUACAGCGGGUGACAUUGCAAUUAAAGCUUUAGAUAUAAUUACGAUAGUUGUUCCUCCGGCAUUACCGGCUGCAAUGACAGUAGGAAAAUUGUAUGCACAAGCAAGAUUAAAACGGGCACAAAUCUAUUGUAUCAACAGCAGGGUUAUUAAUGUUUCUGGCAGCAUUAAUUGCGUAUGUUUCGAUAAGACUGGAACGCUGACAGAGGAUGGCUUAGAUAUGUGGGGUGUUGUACCAUGUACAAACGGUAACUUUGAAGAAUCGGAGAAGAAUGUGGCCAAACUGCAGCAUCAUCCUCUUUUUGAGGGUAUGUUGGUAUGCCACAGUUUAAAUAUUAUUAAUGGCGAACUUUGUGGGGAUCCAUUGGACGUUAAGAUGUUUGAAAGUACCGAAUGGACACUGGAAGAAUCUGACACAACGCAAUCGGAUAAAUAUGAUCUUGUAGCACCAACGGUAGUGAAACCACCAAAAAAUCAUCAUUUUACUGAAAAUAUGAAUAACAUUUUAGAAAUUGGUAUUCUGCAACAAUAUCAAUUCUCAAGUUCGUUGCAACGAAUGUCUGUGAUAGUACGUAUUUUAGGAUCUGAACAUUUCAAAGCAUAUACCAAAGGAUCCCCUGAAAUGAUAUUUAGUUUAAGCAAACCAGAAACAUUACCAAAAAACAUAAUGACAAUUCUGAAAACUUAUACAGAGCAAGGCUAUCGUGUUAUAGCUAUGGGCCGGUCUACAAUAAUUGAGAAUGGUGCAAAGAUAUCAAAAAUGACGCGAGACGAGGUCGAACAAAAUUUGGAAUUUCUGGGUUUAGUUAUUUUAGAAAAUAGAUUAAAAGAACCAACGGUAUCAGUUAUAAAGGAACUUAGAGAAGCUAAUAUGCACGUUAUUAUGAUCACAGGUGAUAAUAUACAGACUGCGGUAAGCGUUGCAAAAGAGUGCGGUAUACUUUUGCCUCACGAAACGGUUAUAGACGUUAUCGUAGUACCAAAUCAAUUUACCAAAUCCAAACCAGAACUAUUUUUCAAUGCACAAAGUAUAACUCAACAAUUGAGUCUUCAAAGCAAAAAGCUUAUGAUACCAUUGUUAGACGAUACGGAACAAGGGAUGAAUAUACAAAAUUAUAGAUUUGCUUUGACCGGCCAAACAUGGCAAUUACUAAAAGAAUAUUAUUCCGACAUCGUGCCGAAAAUAUGCGUGAAGGGUGCAAUAUUCGCAAGAAUGACGAGUGAUCAAAAACAACAAUUGGUUUUAGAAUUAAUGCAACUUGGUUAUUACGUGGUUAUGUGCGGAGAUGGAGCAAACGAUUGCGGAGCAUUAAGAGCUGCUCACGCAGGUGUAUCUCUUUCGGAAGCAGAAUCGAGCGUGGCCAGUCCCUUUACUUCAAGGAUACCUGACAUAACUUGCAUUCCUAAAGUUAUACGACAAGGACGAGCGGCUUUAGUCACGUCAUUUGGAAUAUUUAAAUUUAUGGUAACAUACUCCCUGACAGAAUUCUUAUCUGUUAUUAUUUUAUAUUCAAUAGAUUCUAAUUUAACAGAUUUGGAAUUUUUGUUUAUCGAUAUUUGUUUGAUUGUCAAUUUCGCUUUCUUUUUUGGAAAAACGCAAGCAUAUGAGAAAAAACUUGCUAAGAAUCCGCCAAUGACGAGUCUUUUGAGUUUCACACCGCUAUUGUCUUUAACGGUGCAUAUGUUAAUAAUGACAAUUUUUCAAGCUAUUGCAUAUCAUACUGUACGGUAUUUUCCUUGGUUUACACCUUUUGUUCAUACUAGUACAACUGGAUAUAUGUGCUAUGAAAAUUAUUCGGUAUUCUGUUUAUCUAUGUUUCAAUAUAUUACAAUGGCAAUAAUAUUUUCACGUGGUAAACCAUAUAGACAACCUAUUUAUACAAAUGGUAUAUUUACAUUUUCUAUCAUUCUUUUAAUUUUCGUUUGCGCAUAUAUUACAGUUUAUCCUGCAAAAUGGGUAAUCAACUUAUUACAAUUACUCCUACCCCCUGAUUAUAAUUGGAGAAUUAUAAUUUUAAUACUUGCUUUUACAAAUUUUGUUAUAUGUUUAGUUAUUGAAACUUUAAUAAUUGAAUAUGGAAUAGAGAAGAAAUUAAUUUCAAAAAUCUAUCGACCGGAAAAAUCAAACAAACAAUAUUUAAAAGUACAGUAUGAAUUGAAUAAUGAUCCCAAUUGGCCAAAGUUGGAUAAAGAGAUACCUGUUUUACCAAUUACUCCAAGCGUUGAAAAUAUUAAAACGAUGUAUCUAGAAACUUCAGAAUGUGUAAAUACUGUAAAUAAUACAAAAUCUAACGAAAAAACAGUAUUCAAACGAUUAGACGAUAUCAGAAAGAAUGGCGUUGACAAUCAAGGAUUCGUAGAAGAUAGUUUUAUAGAAAAUGUAAGUGUUAUCACUAGAUUUUAAAUAUUCAGCAAAAAACGAUUUAUAUUAAUUCUGACUUUGACUGAUUUUGAAUGAUGUAACAAAACAUGUUUGAUCAUAUGUAUAUAAAUAUGUAAACCUUAAUGCAGUAUUCAUUGUAAGUAUUUUUAAUUUUUUAAAUAGCAUAAGUAUUAUACUAAAUAAAGAAAAAAGUAAAAAUAUUAAAA
Molecule: messenger RNA, 4589 nt
Organism: Polistes canadensis
Lineage: Eukaryota; Metazoa; Arthropoda; Insecta; Hymenoptera; Vespidae
Product: probable cation-transporting ATPase 13A3
Exons: 18
Coding region: 694-4404 (1236 amino acids)
Biological process (GO): intracellular calcium ion homeostasis; polyamine transmembrane transport
Cellular component (GO): membrane
Molecular function (GO): ATP hydrolysis activity; P-type transmembrane transporter activity; ATP binding
Source: RefSeq, a predicted model, not a curated record